AUGCCAACUCAGUCCGAUGAGGACUGUGCCAACCCUUUGCUUCUAAAAUGGGUAAAGGAGUGGUGGGACAUGGCCCGAGAGCGCAAUACCAAGGGCAUCAUAACAUACAAGCAUGCCUAUGACUCGCUCAAGGCCUGUCCGAUCGCUUUCGAGCACCCAGCAUCGCUGGUGCAAUUGAGGGGCUUUGGCCCAAAACUAUGCGAGCGCCUGACUGAAAAGCUCAGGCAGUACUGCGAAGAAAAUGGCUUGCCUAUGCCCCCUCAUCCGAUGACAAAGCGGAAGCGAGAUCAGCGGACAGUACCCCCCGAUCUCCUGAACGAUGGUAUCGACCAAGAUGACGGAGCUCCGCAGCCCAAAAAGCAAAGGAAACAAAGGGCAUAUGUUCCAGCCUACCGGUCCGGUGCAUAUGCCAUCCUCAUGGCCCUCUCCGGCAUAGACCAGCAUGCUGGGAUGACCAAGUCUCAGUUGAUUGAAGCAGCCCAGCCAUACUGCGACGCAUCCUUUACGACACCAUCCGACCCGACGAAAUUCUAUACCGCAUGGAAUUCGAUGAAAGUACUCCAGCAGAAAGAGCUUGUCUAUGAGAAAGGCCGACCGCUGAAGAAGUAUUGUUUGACGGAUGAAGGCUGGGAGAUUGCUAUGAAAAUUCGCGAGACGGAUGUCCCGAAAGCUGGUAGUAACGGAACAUCCGCCGGUGCGACAUCUACUGCAACCUCCAGUGCUGCGGCAGCAAGCACAUCAGCAAAGGCGACAGCGAGCUCAUCGAAGAGCUUGUCAAACAGCGGGAGGACACCAGCAGUACUCUCAACACUACCGAAAUAUGAGCCUCCGACCCUUCCGCCCAAACCCGAGGUUAUUGACCUCGAUGGAGACGAUGAAGACAUAAGGUCGGUAAAAAAAGAAGGCAUGAGCGAGUAUUUCAACGUCGUCAAAAACGGCACAACCGUCCCUACAGACUCCGAACUACCCCGAUUCACCCCCAUCCGGCUGAUGCCUGGUACGUUCACAGUCGAACUACUCCUCGACGUGCGCGAAAUCAGGGCUGUCUCAGACAGGGAUUACAUGCAACAAGAGCUAGCAAAGUUGGGUGUAAAGACAACAGUCCGCUCUCUCGAAUUGGGCGACGCCCUCUGGAUAGCCCGCUGUAAACAGCCCGGGUGGCUCUCUAGGGAAGGCGCCGAGGGAGACGAGGUUGUAUUGGACUGGAUUGUUGAGCGUAAGCGUCUCGAUGACUUGAUUGAGUCUAUCAAGGACGGGCGGUUCCACGAGCAAAAGUUUCGACUGCGCCGGUCUGGUAUUCAGAACGUCAUUUACAUCGUGGAAGAGAUUACCAUGGAUCCGACACACUUUCAGAAAUAUGAGGAAGCGGUCGAGUCGGCUAUAGCGUCCAUGCAGGUGGUUAACGGCUAUUUUCUGAAGCGGACGCAAAAGAUGGACGAAACGAUUCGCUACUUGGCGGAUAUGACAAAGAUGCUGAAGCAGCUCUAUGAGAGCAAGCCCCUCCAUGUAAUACCGACUGCCGUUUUAACGACCAAGAACUACUUGCCACUGAUGAAGCACCUGCGGCAGACACAACCAUCCCUGAGUCACCACAUCAGCUACCCAGCUUUUAUGUCAUUAGCAUCGAAGUCUGAGAACAUGAUGCUUCGGGACCUGUUUCUGAAAAUGCUCAUGUGCACCAAGGGCUUGACAGGCGAAAAAGCGAUUGAAAUCCAAAAAGUCUGGAAGACGCCUUACAACUUCGUGAAGGCAUUUGAGCGGUGUGGUCAAGGCGAGGAUGGAAAGCAACGCAGAGAAGAAAUGGUUAUGACACGGUUGAGCCAUCUUGUUGGGAGAAAGAAGAUCUCCAAAGGUCUAAGCCAAAUGAUUUCGGCAACCUGGGGAGAGUAA
Molecule: messenger RNA, 1890 nt
Organism: Thermochaetoides thermophila DSM 1495
Lineage: Eukaryota; Fungi; Ascomycota; Sordariomycetes; Sordariales; Chaetomiaceae
Product: endonuclease-like protein
Exons: 1
Coding region: 1-1890 (629 amino acids)
Biological process (GO): resolution of meiotic recombination intermediates; DNA catabolic process; double-strand break repair via break-induced replication
Cellular component (GO): nucleus; Holliday junction resolvase complex
Molecular function (GO): crossover junction DNA endonuclease activity; 3'-flap endonuclease activity; DNA binding
Source: RefSeq, a predicted model, not a curated record